This is a messenger RNA of Durusdinium trenchii, 681 nucleotides long. The record is from the annotation of a GenBank genome assembly. NCBI's taxonomy places the organism in Eukaryota, Dinophyceae, Suessiales, Symbiodiniaceae.
AUGGCAGCCGACUUGUCAGUUGGCAGCCCGGUUUUUAUCCAUGGCCUUGUAAGCGAGCAAGGCCAAGCACUGAAUCUGAAGCGUGGUGAAGUGGUUGCAGCUGAAGAUGCUGGUCGACUGGGCGUCGCAGUGGCAGGGGACUCUCCGAAACGGUUGAAGCGCAUGAACCUUUUGAGUGCACAUCGGAUGGAGGAUCGGCAACUGCUCCUUCAGCUUUUGGUUCUUCGCCGGCGUAAGCUGCGUCUAGUAAUGCCAGCUCUCAAGCAGCUUUUGAAGGAGGAUUUGGGCCUCAUUCUGCUGGUCUCCUCUUAUGUCUCUUCUGCUCCCAGCUGCCUCUUCCACUUUGGAGGCUUCAUGCGCCAAGUUUGGAUGGAGAACUGGUGCUUCUUAUCGGUGCAAGGUCGCGUUGUGGCAAAGUCAUUGGCGCAACAGAAGGCAUCUCGGUUGGAUGCAGCAAGCUGUGAUGUGGGCCUUGGGCGUGUGCUCUUUGCAGGCGGCUGCCGAAGACAUCCUCAGCUUUGUGCACGUGACGACUUCUUCAAGUCGGCAGAGCUUUACGACUGCCUCACGGACACGUGGCAGCAGCUUCCGCCCAUGACUACUCGCCGCCAUGGUGCGACUGCGUGCCAACUGGACGGGAAGGUCUACGUCCUUGGUGGCAUGCGUGGUGCUGCAGUCUGA